UGCCAUACUUUCUGAAGUCCAAAGUUCACACAAAUGGUAAAAAGAUCAUGAUUACGGUCAAGAAAUUGGCGUCAAAAAAUAUAUAAUAGUUUUGAAUUGGAUUUGGCAAGAAGCAUGAUUCUCAAGCAAGUCCAUGCGUUUCACCAAAUUCUCCCCUAACCAAAUUCAUUUUAAUUGACCCCUCCUUCAUUCCCAUGUCCCUUUAUGUAUAAAUCCCCAAUUUCCCAUUAGCUAGCUAUUGACAAGAACCAAGCAAGCAUGCCCAAGAAAAUUCGAGAUUACCUCUUCAAAAUAAAAAACCCUCGCCCUCAAGUCCGGUUACCCUCUAAGAACUGGAUUCUCUCUGGCUGCAAGCAUCCUAGGACCCCUUCCUUUGCCUUAUACAGUGGUAGAAACCAAUCUCAUCAUAAUCCUGUUCUCAACAACAAUAACAAUAACGAUGCUGCCACCUUAGCAGACGUUGAUCGUUUCCUCAUGGAGAAUUUCAAGUCUCUAUACCUCAAAGACGAACAUGAUCAUCAAAACCACGACCAAGAAAUUACAACGCCACGUGAUCUUCCUGGCUCGACCCGAUUCUUUGUGAAGCCUGCAGGGUUCUCUGGGUCCCUAGUGGAGGAUGCUUUCACAAGUGACGAAGCAGCAUCAAUCUCAACAAUCAACGAUGUUUCAUCUUCAAAUUCUUAUGAGAAGGAGGCUCUUCCGGAUAAUAGCAUCGCUUUAUUGACGCGCUCGACCAGCCCCUACGAGGACUUCAAGCGCUCCAUGCAAGAAAUGGUGAACAACCAUGAAAGCGUGGUUGAUUGGGAUUUCAUGGAGGAGCUCUUGUUUUGUUACCUUAACCUCAAUGAGAAGAAAUCGCACAAGUUCAUUCUCAGUGCUUUCGUCGAUCUCAUCACCGUCAUGCGUCGGAACUCGGAGACACCUUCCAACAACCCACAGAGCGUUCGAACCGUUAGGAGUCAUCGUGGGACCAGAAAUGUUACGUUAGAAUUUGGGUCCUCCUCCUAGUCCUAUAUAGUAACAACAAACCAUUAAAAUUUAUGUACUAGUCAUUAUUAUGUGAUGUCAUUCCCAUACAAAGGUCCAAUGGGGGUUAUCCUUCUAAGAGUAAGAAAAACUAGCUCUUCUUCCAAAACCAUGCCAAAAACUAAAAAAAAGAACAUGGGACGAGGUUGAUGAAAGAUCAUGUGUUUUAAUUUUGAGUUGACUUUUAUUUUCCGGGGUUUUUCUCCCCGGGCAUCACAUGCACUAAGGUGUACCAUAUGAUUUUGUGUUUUUUUAUCAACAAUGAGCACUUUUGUUAAUCGCUUAA
This is a messenger RNA of Glycine soja, 1312 nucleotides long. RefSeq names its product transcription repressor OFP14. The transcript has a single exon. Bases 259 to 1008 code for a protein of 249 amino acids. Gene Ontology annotation, biological process: negative regulation of DNA-templated transcription. The record is from RefSeq and is a predicted model, not a curated record. Lineage: Eukaryota; Viridiplantae; Streptophyta; Magnoliopsida; Fabales; Fabaceae.